UACUUAAAAAGAUUCUUCAGCCUGAUGAAGACCAAUCAUAUUAUCAUGUGGUCUGUGGAGAACACGGAACCGGGAAAACCACGUUAACCAGAAUUGCGUCAAGGGAAAAGAUAUUAGAGGACUUUGGCAUAGCAUUCGGACAAUCUCUUAACUUUGCAUUUGAGGAAUGUAUCUCUUUUACGGAACAUUUUAUGAUGAAAAUAUUAGGUCAUACAAAUACCUUAGAAGCCUUCAAGCGCGCUAGUGCAGUGUACGAAGCAAAACACAACAAACCUCCAGUCAUCGUUUAUGACAACAUUGCCAAAUUAGUUAGUGUGAACCCAAAAGUUCUUGAUACUCUCCAAGAUGACGCUAAAAUGAAUGCUGAUCACCGAAAGUACAUCGCAGUAUUUGUCAGUGGUGAAGGUUCGGUUCCUCGAAGAAUGGAAUACAAACCAGUGAUAGAAAUCGGAGACCUUAGCGAGGAAGAAUCAAUGGAAUAUCUAGUCGACAAGCGCAAAAUCAACUCUUUAGAGGCAAAAAAGCUAUAUGAUUUAAUAGGUGGACGCAUCGUAGAACUGAAGUCCACAGCUGAUAAAUUUCAGGCUAAACAACCCUUUGAAGCGCAAGUCUUUGGUACAGUUUAUGAUAAUCUUGAGAAGGCAGAAAUGAAUCCACGUCAACCAUAUCACGAAUCGGCAAAAAUUAUAAUAAGAGCUUUGCUAAAUUCCGAUGGUAUGAUUCAUGUUAGCAAGCUUCGAGAAAUGGCCAAAGUGGAACCAAGCAAGUUGUUGGAUGGAAAAUGCUAA
This is a messenger RNA of Acaulospora colombiana, 788 nucleotides long. The record is from the annotation of a GenBank genome assembly. Lineage: Eukaryota; Fungi; Glomeromycota; Glomeromycetes; Diversisporales; Acaulosporaceae.